AUGAUCCGGCUGCUCGCCGUCGCGGCGAGCGUCGCUGCAAGCAGCCCAAUCGCGGCGACCCUGGGCCCGCCGACCAUCUGGAACGGCACGCCGGACGAUGUGGCCAAGUUCUGCCGCGGCGGACCGGUCCCAGCCGCAGGCGGGCGGUGGGUCAUGAGCCCACUCGUCAUGGAGGGGAGCACCGCGCGCUGCAACAUAACGACGACGGUGGGCCCCGGCGCGUCCCUCGCCGCGCGCCUCGUCGGCCCGUCGUUGGCCCCCUGCGCCGUCGACGCCGCGAGCGACGGCUACGCCUUGCGCUGCGACGUCCGCGACGCCGGCGCGUACGCGUUAGAGGUGCUGCUCAUGUUCGAGAACGAGACGCUGGCCUUCGCGCCCGGCGCGGCGCCGGGGCGGCAGCCGCGGCCGCUCUGCCGGCCGCUGACGGCGACGCGGGGGCUCCCGUCCGUCGACGCCGCCGCGCGCGCCGUCGACGCCUCGCGGCCGUGCUCGUCCUUCGCGUCUCGAAGGCACCGCGCCGACGUCGGGCGCUGGACCUUCCGGGACGGCGCGCUCGCCUGGGCCCCGUCGCGGUGCGCGCCCCGAGUCUACGACCGCGACGAGGCGACGCGAUGCCUCGCGGGACGGACGGUGCUCUUCGUCGGCGAUUCGCACACGCGCCUCGUCGCCGACGCGCUGGCGCCGCAGCCCCAGCCCGCCGGCCCCGACCGGCGCCCCGACGCGACGACGAAGGCGGGCAACUGGACGAUCCGGAGCCGCGGCGACGUCCGCUUCCUCGCCGCGAACAAGGUGCCCCGGGACGACGGGUCCCUCGUCGCCGCGAUCCUCGCCGCGGCGCCCGACGUCGUCGUCGUGAACAUGGGCCACUGGGACCUGCGCGACGUGAACGUCGAGGCCUACGUGGACGCGUGGAAGGCGUUCGUCGACGCGCUCGCCGCGGCGGCGCCCGAGACGACGCGAUUGGUCUGGCGGACGAAUCCGGCCUACUCCUUCCGCCGCCACGACGACCGCGAAGUCGAGUACCGCACGAACGCGAAGCUGGCGAAGGCCCACGCGCUCCAGCUCGCGCACCUGCGACGGUCGCGCUACGACGUCCACGACACCUUCGGCAUCACGCUCCCCCGCUUCUUCGACGCGAACAGCGCGCACCACUACAUCGGCUUCUCCAGCUUCGCCCACGGCGCCGCGAGCGUGGACGAGGCCGGGACGUGCCCCGGCGGCGCCUGCUGCGGCGGCGGCGUCGGCGGCGCGUGCCCCUGGGUCGUCCACCCGCGGACCGGGCCGUCGCGGAAGCUCGGCGCGCCGUACUACGUCGGCAACGCCGUCGGCCUCGCGGACCUGAACGCGCUCCUCAACUCGCUGUGUAACGUGUCAUAA
This is a messenger RNA of Aureococcus anophagefferens, 1377 nucleotides long. RefSeq lists its product as hypothetical. The transcript is spliced from 2 exons. The coding region runs from base 1 to 1377 and encodes 458 amino acids. NCBI's taxonomy places the organism in Eukaryota, Pelagophyceae, Pelagomonadales, Pelagomonadaceae. The record is from RefSeq and is a predicted model, not a curated record.